This is a messenger RNA of Panicum hallii, 1495 nucleotides long. Its product is annotated as cell wall protein IFF6-like. The transcript has a single exon. NCBI's taxonomy places the organism in Eukaryota, Viridiplantae, Streptophyta, Magnoliopsida, Poales, Poaceae. The coding region runs from base 775 to 1302 and encodes 175 amino acids. The record is from RefSeq and is a predicted model, not a curated record.
GAUAUACACGCGCCACCGGGCGGCCAGCUUUUUCGGCCUGACGGGCUUGCUCAAUCCAAGUCAAAAGGCUAAGAUCCCAGACUUCGAGAUAGGCCUCUAUACCGAUACAGCACUAUAGCUUUCGUAUCCUGACGAGACCUCGCUAGCGACUGCUCACUGAGGCCCACAUUGCCCAACUGUUGUAAACGCAACCUCAAGACUCGAUCAAGAGCAGCACACCUUCCUCCGGUGAACAAAGAAUGGAUCUACACUACAACCUGAUGAUCGGCGCCUAACUCGAAGCAAUAAUCCAUGGCUUGGACGAAGCGAAGCAGCCAGGCUGCUACAAGUAUUUCGAACUUUCGACGACAUGGUGGCCAGACGAGGCAGCCAGCCGAACCACCAUGGAACCACCUCUGUGCGCGCACGGUCCCGUCUCCCGACCGACGCGACAGGCGAGCCGGGACGGCCACCGAUCAGACCGCGCGCCAUCCCCGCCGGCAGCCCGGCAGACGUGCAGCUGCAUCGCACGCCGUCAUCGGCACCCACUCCCCGCACUAAACCCCACAAAGGUCUCGUCGCCUUUUCCGCACAGCACCAUCCGCCACUCCAUGAUCGCUCCCCAACCACGCCUCGCCCACACCCACAUGAUCGCGCGCUAGCUUUGCAGGACGUCGCGCGGCCAAAGCUUCCGCCUCGUUCCCCCUAUAUAAUCGAGCGGCGCGCCGGAGGCUUUCUCGCAUCGGUGAUCAGCAUCCAAGUGUCCGAGCGCGUGUGGUACGGUGCGCGAGAGGGAUGGCGAGCGGCAGGGGCGGCUGCGCGGCGGCACGUCCUCUAGUAGUGCUGGUGGCUUUCGUGUGCUUGCUGUCCUGCGGCCUCGCGCAGGGCCGCGUGGCGAGGAAGGACCUCGGCCUCGGCAUCGACGUGGGCGGCGGGCAGGGCGCGGGGCUGGGUCUCGGACUGGGGCUUGGGCUCGGGGUGGGCACUGGUGGUGUGUCCGCGUCCGGGUCCGGUUCUGGGUCUGGAUCCGUGGCCGGGGUGGGGUCGACGUCCGGGUCCAGGUCCGGGUCGAUUUCCGUUGGUGGGGCGAGCUCGUCCGCAGGGUCGAGUGCCGGAUCGUCUGCUGGGUCGAGUGGUUCGGGGGCCGGGUCUUCUGCUGGGUCUGGUGGCGGGCAGGGCUUCGGGCAGGGUGGUGGGAGCGGGUCUGGUUCCGGGUACGGUGAGGGCAGUGGGUCUGGCCAUGGGUCGGGGAAUGGGGUUGUUGGCAUAGGAUAUAGUGAAGGAUACGGUCAUGGGUCACCUGGCUCAGGUGGAAAUCCUUGAUCGAUCGUGUUGCAGCGUCCUUGGAAAGACUUAACAAAAUCCUACCAUGCUUAUUACAAACUGCUUACUGAUUAUUACUGCAUAAUCAUCGUCAUUUGGCACAGCUAGGAAAUAAGCUAGGCCAAACAUGGCAAAAAAGUGUAAUGUUUAUUUGCUGAAAAGUUGUCUUGAAGAGAAGUGCAUUUUAAUUUCC